UUGCCAGUAUUCAUUCGGUCGUCAGAAUAAACAUACGUUCGUUCGUUCGUGAAGUGAAUUUGUGCGGUAUUUGGACGCUAUACAUUGAACACAGUGCCUACUGUAGUACAGCAACAGUAAUUGCCAUUUACAUAUAAAAAGCAACAAUAAAGAAUAUUGAUCGGUUGUGAUCUGUGAGCACAAAAAAGCAAAUAUGGCCGCCACUUGUUGGAUGAUGAAGAUUGUUUGAUGAACGGAAAGUGAGAAAAUUACAUAGCAACAGCUUCAUGUGAAAAAUUAUCGUUCACGGUUUCCGCAUUUUUACUCAAUAUACGAUUUCAAAUUUAGACAACUUAAUUGACAGAGCAUUCUAAAGAAAACGUGAAAUCCAACCGUAAGAAUUCAGUGUAAAAAGUUAUUCAGCUGUGUGUGUAUAUUGUGUAAUAAUUGAAAUAAAAUUGUUAACAACGUUCAAUAUCAGUGAAAUAUAUAUGAUUUAUUAAUUGAUAAACAUUGAAGAGCUACCUAAUCAUAAUGUGCAGUGUCUUGUAGCUUUUUAAAUAAAAUUGUAAUCUUAAAUUAUAUGCAUACAUACCUACACUAAUUCUCCGAAAAGUGACUUAAAAGUGAGAAAUAAAAUUAUUAAUGUGUGGCUCCAUACAAUUCUAACUACUUCUAUUGCAAUCGGAAUUUUCGCCAUUCGCUUGAAAACCUAUGGAAGACCCGUCAAUCAAAAAGCGAUUAAUUGAUUUUGGUAUCGAUGAACAUGAGUAUGACGAGGUUCAGGAAUUACCAGACGAAUCAAAUAUUAAUCCACAAAUUGCAACCACAACAACAGAUUUACACCUACAACAACAACAGCAACCACUUUUACACAACACCAACGCCAACAAUAACAACACAAACACAACGGAUCUACCACCCGAAUUGCCACCACCAAAACAAAACAAACUGAAAAAUUCCAAGAAAAAUAAAUCAAAAUCGAAAAUUCCACGUUCACCCUCACUCGCCGCUACCAGUAACGCCGGCAACAGUAGUAAUCUAAAUAUAAGUAAUAACAACGGUAAUUUUGGUAGUGGAAUUUCGUAUUCACCUAUUCCACCACAGACACCACCGCUGCCACUCAAUUACCAACAAAGUAAACUGAAACAUAUGAAUGGUGGCAAUAUCACACCGACUGGAACACCCACAACACCACUAGCUAACUUCGGUGCCGGUUUCUCACCAGUAACGCCAACAACACCAACAAUACUGGUGUCCAAUAGUGUUGGUGGCAAUAAUGUUGCUUUUGCUAGCACACCGACCGGUGGUAGUGUUGGUGCAGUCGCAGUGAUGGGUGGCGGUAGUGUGCCACUUAGUGGUGGUGUUGUCGGUGCUAACGGCACGAGCGCGGGUAGCGGUGUAGGUGUGGCUGGUACGGGUAAUCAACGUGGCAGCGUUAAUAUGGCCUCAGCUCGACGUCCUCAAUUGCAAAUCUCUCCGAUACCGGAAUCACCAAAAAAUUUUCAGUAUUUGACCUUGACGGUGCGUAAGGACGAGAAUGGCUAUGGCAUGAAGGUCUCCGGCGACAAUCCAGUUUUUGUUGAAAGCGUUAAACCAGGUGGAGCGGCACAAAUUGCUGGCUUAGUUGCCGGCGAUAUGAUCUUAAAGGUCAAUGGACAAGAAGUGCGUAUGGAGAAGCAUCCAACUGUGGUUGGCUUAAUAAAAGCUUCUACAAUUGUCGAAUUGGCGGUGAAACGCAGCCAGAAGUUAACACGCCCCACAUCAGUGGGCAUUGUGCCUUCUACACCCAUACUAUCUGGGCGGGAUCGUACUGCAUCCAUAACGGGCCCACAACCGGUUGAUAGUAUUAAACGCCGUGAAAUGGAAACGUAUAAAAUACAAACGCUACAAAAGAUGUUGGAACAGGAAAAACUGAAUUUGGAACGUCUGAAAGGUGACACCAACGAUCCGAGCUACAAACUCUCCGAAGCGAAUAUACGAAAGCUGCGCGAACAGUUGCGAAAAAUCGGUGCCGAGGAUGCACCAACAAUCAAAUUACAACCAACUGCCAACAACAAUAAGAAUAACGCAAUGCUCUCGCCCGCUCAAUUACACCAUCUAUCAGUAACGUCCCAUCACCAACACCUACACCCACAUCAGCAAACACAACUACAACAACCAACCAUAAUACCACAGCCACAAGUACAAUCCUCUCCAGCUUUCCUCUCUCUAUUGCCUCGUUCGCUGUCCUCGCUGUCGUUGGGCACGCGUAAAAAUAAGAUUGAUAAAGAUUUAAUUACUGCGCCAUUGAAUAAUACAACGGAUUUUCUACAUCAUCAUCAUUUGCAACAACAACAACAACAACACAAUGCGAACAACAAUGCGCUGCCGCCAUACAAUAUGUCACAAUCGUUACAUCAACCACAGACGCAGCAGCAGCAGCAACAGCAUCGCAACUCCAUGCAACAGGCGCUUUUCUAUCAGCCGCAACAACAACAACAGCAGGCGCGUCUCAAAGAGACGCCGAAAUCAUCGAACUCCAAGGGUAAAAACAAGUUCGGCGCGCAAACGAAAACUCAGAGCAUACAAGAGGAUACACCGCCGCCGCUGCCGCAACGCAAUCCGCCGCGUCAGUUGCAGCUGGACAAUAACGGCAAUGCCGCAGGUGUCAUGAGCACAAGCGGCAACAACAAUGCGUCUUUAUUCGCACCAAUCUCCGAUUUGGACAUGGGCGCCAGUAGUCCGCGCGGCAAAUCACCACAACCCACUUUGCCGCCACCGCCGUCGUGCGCGACCCCCACCAGCGGCGCAUCAUCAGCGCAAAAGAAACGCUCUAAGACCAAGACGAAAGCGCUUUCCGACCCCAAGAUGUCAACGCAAAUGUUUCUACAAAUGGAGACGUCGUCGUCGGCGGUGGGUGCGAAUGCGACGGAUGCAGCCGCUGAUGGCGGUAGCUGUGAAACCGAUUGCAUACCACCGCCUUUGCCGCCACGGCAACCUGGCAUGCUGGAGGAGUCGCCGCACAGAGGCAGUUUCUCAAAUUUGAAUGCGUCCGCACAGGGGGCGCGUCCGCCGCCCAACAGCAUCGACACGCUGCUCAACUAUCCGCUCGUGUCCACUUGCACGCCCGUGCAUCGCGACAACAUGGCGGCGGCAUUCCCGCUCUCGCAGCGCCCCAACAUCGUGCAACAACUGCAGCAACACCAACAACAACAGCAGCAGCAGCAACAAUUGCAGCACAGCAACAGCUGCACGGGAACGGCGUCCACAGCAGCUGCUUUGGGACAAACGCCGCCUAAUCACCUCAACAAGCAUCGACGUGUAGUCUCCGAGCAUAUGCAUUCCAGGCAUCCAGAUCGUAUUAAUAAAACAACCUCUGGUUCCUGGGAGCUCGUUGAGAAGGAUGGCGAAAUAACACCACCCGGCACACCGCCGCCGCCCUACCUAACCAUGUCUGGUGCUGAAGAGCAAUCACAGUUGGCAAAUGAUAGUGUCAUUAGUGGCGGCGGUGGUGGUAUUUUCAUUGAAUCACAUCACUUUACACCACUAGCAAGCGCAGCUUCACCCACACCAACCCCACCACUCACUGCAAACGCCGGCAUCACCAACAAUCCCACUACACAUUCCAGUCGCAUUUUAGCCGCACAAGCCAAUAUCACCCAGAAGGAGAUCAUCUCCAUGGAGGACGAAGAUGCGUCCGAUCAGGAGGGCCCGUUCAUUGACGAAAAUGGUCCCUUCAAUCAUUUGCAACGCCUGCUGGAGCCGGAAAAUGUCGCCUUCUUGGCUGUCUUUCUCAAUUAUGUGCUAUCGAACUCGGAGCCGGCACCGCUACUCUUCUACCUAAUCACUGGCCUGUAUAAGGAGGGCACUGCGAAGGAUAUGCGUAAGUGGGCCUAUGAGAUACACUCGACAUUCCUGGUGCCACGUGCGCCACUCUCCUGGUAUCGCAAGGAUGAGUCCUUGGCGCGUGAAGUAGACAAUGUGCUGCAAAGCGAAUUUGAUAAAGUGGAAAUUCUGCGUAAAGUCUUCUGGAAGAGCAGAAAAUGCGCACGAUACACGAUCUGCGCGCAAUUGCGUGAAUUCCAGCAGACGCGCACCGAAGGUCUGGGCACAAUUUAUGGACCGACCGAUGCGCAAUUGGCAGAGGCUCGUGGCGACAAGCAACGAGAACAGCACAUCUUCGAGGAUACACUGAUGCGCAAGUUGCAGGUGUUGAUUGAGGAGUAUGAAAAAGACUCACCUUUGGAGGAUCCCAAGAAAUUAGCGCUUUGCUCGGCCUUAUCAACCGUUAUACAUCGCAUAUUCAUAACGCGUUCGCAUCCAAACAGUAUGGUUGAUCGUGUGCAUCACUUUGUGAGUCGUGAAAAGAGUUUUAAGUCGCGUUUGAUGGGCAAAAAUCGGAAAAUGAUUGUUCGUGGUCAUCCAUUGGUAUUACGUCAAUACUACGAAGUGACCCACUGUAAUCAUUGUCAGACAAUAAUCUGGGGUGUCAGUCCACAAGGUUACCAUUGUACAGACUGUAAAUUAAAUAUUCACCGUCCUUGUUCGAAAGUGUUAGAUGAGAAUUGCCCCGGCCCGUUGCCGCAGUCGAAACGAAAAGAGCCGCACAACGAUAACAAAAUCAGCAAAUUUAUGGGGAAAAUACGUCCACGGACCUCGAGUGAUUUUAUUUCAUCGGAGAAACGUGCACGUCAUGAGGAAGACUUUGAUCCAGAUUUUUCAAGUGAACGCUUGCACACAUCAUCCAUAGUACGGCAACCCUCCGAUCGCAGACCGGAUGCGGCCAACCAAGCGCUGCGCUCCAACGGCACAGCCGCAACGUCCGCCGACAACACAGACGACGUACAGCUACGUUUGCCAACGAGCGGUGCAUACCCAGCUGGCGGGUCGGGCGAAACCGGCGCUGGCAUUGUCGGCAAGGGCGCAUCGGGAGGACGCGGCGGCACACGCGAAUCGAACGUGCCGCUGUCGGGCGAUGCCACAGGCGACUUGGGUGGUACAGCUGCUGCCGAUACGAGUGCGCAGGACGCAGCAGAAGGGAAAGAUGCACGACGAGAACGUUUACAUCAACAUCAUCAAAAUAAAAGCGCUCCCGUCUCAGUAAAUCGCUCCGAAUCGUAUAAGGAGCGUUUAUCGCAAAAACGCAAUCGCAAUAGUCGACGCAAAACAUCAGAUCCUAGUCUGACGUCAAGGCCAAACGAUGAGCAAGCCGAUGUUGGACUGUCCAAUUCCAACUUUACCGCAAGUUCCAAUUCUAGUCUUUCCUCGGGUGGCGGCUCUGAGAGUCCCAGCACCUCAAUGGAACAAAUGGGUGGCGCCGGUGGUGCAACUGCCACCGCCACUGGCCAUCCGAUUACACAUCACCACAGCAUGCACGCCCACCACACCACACCGCAUCAUCACAUGCACCAGCACAGCCAUCAGGACUCGUUCCAUGGCAGCAUGGGUGGCGGCUCGAUGAAUACCAGUUUUUGGGGCAGCAGUUUUGGUGGUGUCGGCACCGGACAACCCGGUCAGCGACAGUGGAAUUUCGAGAGUGACGAGGAGGAUGAUCUCAACGAGGCCGAUUGGAGUUCAAAUGUUACAGCGGAGCUAUUGGCCGCGCUCACCGAUGCGGAGAAGAAGCGACAGGAGAUUAUAAAUGAAAUUUACCAAACCGAGCGCAGUCACGUGCGCAUUCUCAAACUAUUGGAGCGUCUCUUCCUCCUACCGCUGCAGGAUAGCAAUCUACUUACGGCCGAACAUUUAAUGCUCCUCUUCCCGCCUGCAUUACUCUCGCUGCGCGAAAUCCACACAACGUUCGAACAACAAUUGAAGCAACGUCGCGUCGAACACAAUCAUGUGGUCACACAUAUUGGCGAUCUGCUCUCCGGCAUGUUCUUUGGCAAGUCGGGCGAUGAGCUGUGCCAGUAUGCGCAACAAUUUUGUGCGCGUCAACAAAUCGCUUUGGAGGCGCUGAAGGAGAAACGUCGCAAGGACGAACAGUUGCAGAAGCUAUUGAAUAAGGCCGAAUCGCAUAAGGCUUGCCGACGUCUACAGUUGAAGGACUUGCUGCCGGCGGUGCUGCAGCGCCUAACCAAGUAUCCGCUGCUCUUCGAAAAUCUAUACAAAGUGACGAUACGCGUGGUGCCCGAUGACCCGUCCGAAGCGGAGGCUAUACAGCGUGCGCUCGAGUCGUCGAAGAAGAUACUCGUCGAUGUAAAUCAGGCUGUAAAGACCGCCGAAGACACGCACAAAUUGCAAAACAUUCAGCGGAAGCUAGACAAGUCAACUUUUGAUAAGGAUGAAUUUAAGAAUUUGGACUUAACGCAGUACCGUCUCAUACAUGACGGUAGCUUGACAAUGAAAAAGAAUCCCAGCAUACAAUUGCACGGUCUACUCUUUGAAGAUAUGAUUGUGUUGUUAACCAAACAGGACGAUAAAUAUUCAUUGAAAUAUUUGCACGCCACACGCAACACGGAGGUGAAUAAUAAGCCCGUCAGCCCCAUCAUGAGCAUCGAUUCAGAGACGCUGGUACGACAAGAGGCAGCCGACAAGAAUUCAUUUUUUUUGAUUAAGACAAAAACAUCACAAAUGUUGGAAUUGCGCGCACCCAGCAGUUCCGAGUGUAAAACGUGGUUCAAACACAUUUCCGACGCCGCUGAACAGUACAAACCACGUUCGAAGAACGCCAACCAUGAGCCAGUCGAUGACCCAGCGAUCGUCACCCUACCGCAUUCCAAUACAAAGGAGUCACUUGAACUCACACCGGAGCGACCGCCGCCCGCCUCGGCUAUCGCCACCGUCACGACCACACCGUUGGCGCCAAUGAUGCCUGUCGCUACAGCGACUUCGGUGAAUGUCAACAACAACAAUAAUAAUAAUAACGAUCAUCACAAUGUACAGUUACGCAAUGGACGUCGUGAGAGUACAUCAACCGCAGGCAGUGCCGACCACAAAAUGCGUCUCAGUCACAAUGAGCUGUCACCUUCGAUUGGCUCAUCGUCGGCCGCCAUAUCGUCCGCCUCCACAGCAUCACUAUCGUCAUCAUCGGCUGCCGUUAACCGCACCAUGUCGACGCGCAGUUGUGGUGAGCCGAACAACAAUAACGGUGGUUAUGAGAAUGCAAGCGUAACCCUACGUCACACACAGUCCGCACGUCAAGCCAACGGUCAUAAUGCGGGCGCCGGCGCUGAUGAGUUCGGCUCAAAUGCCAGUGGUGUUGGCAGCGGAUCGAAGCGUGACAGUGCCAGCAUUGUCUACUCAAACAAUUCGAACAAUACGCGCACGCUAAUGCAGUCGUCGCCGCCAUUGGUCGAACCCACCGCCAUACAGAUCAGCAUUAGUCCGGCGCAUACCGCCGAACCGGUACUCACCCCAGCCGAGCGGUUGCGUCGUUUGGACGCAUCCAUACGCGACGGCCUGUUGGAGAAGCAGAAGAUAAUUUGUGAUAUGUUCCGGCUGCCGGUGGAGCACUUCCAUGAGAUCGUCGACAUUGCGGCGAUGCCCGAAGCGCCUAAAGACAGCGCCGACAUUGCAUUGGCUGCGUACGCACAGGUGCAAUCGCUAACUGAGGUACUCAAUGAGUACAUGCAUGUGACGCCCGAACAGGAGAUAUCCGCUGUGUCAACAGCUGUUUGCGAUCAAUGUCAUGAGAAGCAACAGCAGCAUCACCAUCACCACAGCCAACGACCGUUGACGCCGUUGACGGCCGCUUCGUCGAACUCAUCUUCAACGUCAACCAUGAAUUCAACCGGCUCUUCGACCACAACACAAAUAGCAGCAAACGGUAGCGUAUCAGCUGCGGAUGUACCGCCACCACUACCGCCGCCUAACAAGCAGAUUGCACAACAGCAGACACCCACCGCCAAAACGGCGACCAGCGUUCGCGCCGUACUGCAAAAUGCGUUGGUCGACGAGGAUAUACAUGAAGAUGACGAUGGCUAUUGUGAGAUCGACGAACUGCGACUGCCGUCGCUACCACCGACACUCGCUUCGAAAACCCCAAAAGCUUCAACCCCACCACCGCCUUUGCCACCACCGGCUGGCAGUUUUAAAGCACCACCACUACCGCCACCGCCGGCCGCAAUUCUUCAACAACAGCAGCAACAACAACAACAACAACAGGAGGAGGAAAAGAGUGCACUCCCGGCAACGACUACAAAUACGACAGCUCCAGAGGAGAUCGCCACUUCUGCUGUGGCCCAAGCGAGCAUGGCAGAGUUGGUGAAACGUCAGAGUACCAUUAGCGCUGAUAGCAUUCCGGAAGAAUCUGCCGAUGAGGUAACCCAGGCGCUUAAUGAAGAUCACGUUAGCGAGCCGGUGACUGCCGAGCAGCUGGAUGUUAAGCAUAAUGAAGAAACUGUAAACACGAAUGAUAACGAAUCAGCGCAACCACAAAUUGAGGAGAAGGUUGCAGCGGAGACGGAGACGGAGACGGAACAGGAUAAAGUUAAAUUAGAGCUGAAUGAAGAGAAGGCUAGCGAAGGUGAUAACAAGGAGACGAGUGAAAGCAAAAUAGUUGAGAAUGUAGCCGAGACAACAACAGCAACAACAAGCGCCAGCGAUGCAACAACAGACACAACUGCAGUCAAUACAGUGAGCACCGCACAGCCGCAAAAAGAGCAGAGCGUAUCGGAAAAAUCGGAAGAAACGGUUGACAAGACAACAGCAGAGGAUCCAAACACAAUAUGUGGUGAACAAGAAAUAGCUACAACACUAACAACAACAACUGCACCAGAAACAGCAGAAACAACAAGCACCAACGAUACCAAUAACCCCGAUGAGCACAUGGAAGUCAAUGACGCCUACGAAACACUGUCAACAUUGAACAGCAAGCUCAACAGCGUUUUGGCCAUGGUCGACAACUCCACGCAAACCACACCAAUGGCAAUGAGUUUAGCCACCACCCUCACCAAUCUCACCACAAAUGCCGCAAUCACAAACACGAGCGCCAAUUCCCCCACUGUGGUACACUGUGGACCGAAUCGCAUACAGCACGCCAACUCGCUGGAGCCAAGCGUGCCAUGUCAUGCGCUGAAUGCGAUUGUCAGCUCGUUGAAUUCGCAAAUUUCACUACUUUUGCCAAAGAUCAAUGAACGCGACAUGGAACGUGAACGCCUACGCAAGGAGAAUCAGCAUUUGCGUGAAUUAUUAAAUGCGAUGCAUGAACGUCAGCGAGUUGAAGCAAAAUUGGAAACUCCAACUGAUGCGACGGCAGUUAUCAGCAGCGGCGAUGCAGCAACAGCCGAUGAAACGGAUGGCGUCAAUAACAGCAACUCCUCAACCCCACAAAUGCAGUCCAACCCCCCAGCAGAUGCAGCGGCGACGACCAACGCCUCAACAGGUGUCAGCAGUGCAGCAGCACACGAAGGCGUUAGCGGUGAGCCACCGAAAAUAGCAGUUAACAACAUAGCAACACCAGCAACAACAGUUACAGCAGACACAACCACAAAGGCAACAACUGCAACAAGCGCUGAGUGUGACAAUUGAAGGAUGGAAAGCGGCGCAAAGUGAACGCAAAAGCAAAUGCAAAAGCAAAAGCAAUUAGAGUAUUGACUAAAUAAGUAUAAAGAAAAUUUUGUAGAUAUACAUACAUACAUUAUAUAUAUAAAAAAUAUACAUAUACCAAUGGAUGUAUGCAUGUGUAAUAGUUGUUGCACGAUUUCAAUUACUCGAUGUUAUUUCAUAUAUGCAUAUAUAGUAAGCUGAUUUUGUUAAUCAUAUAAUAUUGUAUUCGUGUCGUGGCCUUCAAUGCCCAUUCGUAAGCACAUGCGUGCGCAUUCGUAUAUAUGUACCUACUUGGUUGAAUAGGACAUGACAAUGCAUUUUGUAAAAGUAAAUUAUACAACAACAACAGCAACAAUAACAAUAAUGAUAACAAUUAUAUCUAUAUAUAUACACACACACUAUAUUAAUAAAGAAAAAAAAAAUAAAUAUUCUAUGUACGCAAGAAGUAAACUCUGCUUUACUAGCAAAAGCAAGCAAGCAAGCAGGCAUUAUGUAUGUGAACACGCGUAUAAAUUGUUUAUUAAGUAAAGUGGCACAAAAUUAUUAUACAAAAUACAAA
Messenger RNA from Zeugodacus cucurbitae (melon fly), 10009 nucleotides. RefSeq lists its product as uncharacterized. The coding region runs from base 694 to 9432 and encodes 2912 amino acids. Gene Ontology annotation, cellular component: cytoplasm. Gene Ontology annotation, molecular function: G protein-coupled receptor binding; guanyl-nucleotide exchange factor activity. Gene Ontology annotation, biological process: G protein-coupled receptor signaling pathway. The record is from RefSeq and is a predicted model, not a curated record. The transcript has 26 exons. NCBI's taxonomy places the organism in Eukaryota, Metazoa, Arthropoda, Insecta, Diptera, Tephritidae.